AUGCAUCUCCCGUGGUGUGUGGAUGAACUGGAGAAAAUACUUGAAUGCAAAGAGACUUAUGGGCAGAUUGUUUUACCAAUCUUCUAUCAUGUGGACCCAUCUGACGUUGAUGAACAGACUGGGAGUUUUGGAGAUGCAUUUGCUGAGCUUGAAAAACUUUUUAAGGGGAAGAUGGACAAGGUGCCAAGUCCGGAGGCCAAACUAGUAAGAGAAGUUGUGCAAACUAUCUGGAAAAGGUUAAAUCGUGCAUCCCCAAGCAAAUUAAGAGGUCUUGUUGGUGUAGAUUCACGCAUUGAGCAAAUCAACAAAUCACUAUCUAUUGUGUCAUCAGAUGUCCGCAUUAUAGGAAUUUGGGGCAUGGGUGGUAUAGGCAAGACAACUAUUGCGGAAGCUUUCUACAAUAGCAUCUCAAGUCAUCAACAUGAAGGCUGCCACUUUCUUCCGAACAUAAGGCAGGAAUCAGACAAGGAUAGAUUAAAUGAUCUACGAGAUGAACUUCUUUCAAAAUUACUGGAGGAAGAAAAUCUUCGCGUUGGCACACCACAUAUACCAUCUUUCAUCAGGGAUAGACUCUGCCAAAAGAAAGUUCUCCUUGUUUUGGAUGAUGUGAAUGAUGUACGACAAUUCCAGCAUUUAAUUGAAGUACCUUUUAUUGGUGCAGGGAGGGUUGUUGUUGUAACAUCAAGAGACGGGCAAGGCAAUGUCUACAUAAAUCAUCACUCUAAAGAUUAUAACGAUGAGAUCAGAUUUUCUGUAAGUAUUUACUUGAAGGAGAAGGAGAAGGAUACGCGCAAUAAUUUUACCAGCCAUCUCUAUGAUGCUUUGUGUCGUAAGAAAAUCAAGACCUUCAUUGAUGAUGGGCUUGAAAGAGGAGAAGAAAUUACCCCUGCCCUUCUGAAAACGAUUGAAGAAUCAAGAAUUUCUGUGGUAAUUUUCUCCAAGAACUAUGCAUCUUCUCCGUGGUGUGUGGAUGAACUGGUGAAAAUACUUGAAUGCAAAGAGACUUAUGGGCAGAUUGUUUUACCGGUCUUCUAUCAUGUGGACCCAUCUGAAGUUGAUGAACAGACUGGGAGUUUUGAAAAUGCAUUUGCCGAGCUUGAAAAAAAUUUCAAGGGGAAGAUGGACAGGGUGCCACGGUGGAGGGCUGGCUUGACAUAUGCAGCCAGUAUAUCUGGAUGGGAUUCACAGGUUACUAGGGAACUAUAUCCGGAGUCCAAAUUAGUGAGAGAAGUUGUGCAAACUAUCUGGAAAAGGUUAAAUGAUGCAUCCCCAAGCAAAUUAAGAGGUCUGGUUGGAGUAGAUUCACGUAUUGAGCAAAUCAACAAAUUACUAUCUAUUGUGCCAUCUGAUGUCCGCUCAAUAGGAAUUUGGGGCAUGGGUGGUAUUGGCAAGACAACUAUCGCGGGAGCUUUCUACGAUAACUUCUCAAGUCAAUAUGAAGGCCACCACUUUCUUCCGAACAUAAGGCAGGAAUCAGAGAAGGGUCGAUUAAAUGAUCUACGAGAUGAACUUCUUUCUAAACUACUGGAGGAAGAAAAUCUUCGCGUUGGCACACCACAUAUACCUACUUUCACCUGGGAUAGACUCUGCCACAAGAAAGUUCUCCUUGUUUUGGAUGAUGUGAAUGAUGUACGACAAUUCCAGCAUUUAAUUGAAGAGCGCUCGUUUGGUGAAGGAAGCGUUGUUGUUAUCACAUCAAGAGACAAGCAAGUACUUAAGAAUGUAGUUGAUGAAAUAUACGAGGUUGAGGAAUUAAACGCCCACGAAGCUCUUCAACUCUUUAGCUUGAAUGCUUUUAAGGGAAACCACCCCCCAAAAGCUUAUAUGGAGUUGUCAAUCAAGGCAAUAAAUUAUGCCAAAGGGAACCCGUUAGCUCUUCAAGUUUUGGGUUCCUUCUUAUUUGGCAGAGAAAGAUAUUUCUGGGAAUCUCAAUUAAAUGAGAUUGAAAGCUUUCCUGAGCUGAAUAUUUAUGACUUGCUGAGAAUAGGCUUUGAUGCACUACGUGAUCAUAACACGAAGAGUAUAUUUCUCGACAUUGCAUGUUUUUUUAAAGGGCAUCGAGUUGAUUUCGUAAGGCGGAUUUUAGAUGGCUGCGGUUUCAAAACAGAUAUUGGAUUCAGUCUUCUCAUUGACAGGUGUCUCAUUAAAAUUUCAGAUGACAAGGUUGAAAUGCAUGAUCUUUUGCAAGAAAUGGCCCAUGAAGUUGUUCGUAAAGAAUCUCUUGACGAGCUGGGAAGACAGAGCAGAUUGUGGAAUCCAAAAGAUGCAUAUCAAGUGUUGACCAAUAAUCUGGGAACUGGAAAAGUUGAAGGGAUAUUCUUGGAUGUUUCAAAAAUAAGAGAAAUUGAGUUGAGUUCUACAGCCUUGGAAAGGAUGUAUAAACUUAGACUGCUAAAAAUUUAUAAUUCUGAAGCUGGAGUUAAAUGCAGAGUGCACCUUCCUCAUGGCCUCGAGUAUCUUUCUGAAGAGUUGAGGUAUCUCCAUUGGGAUGGAUACCCUUUGACAUCUUUGCCUAGCAUGUUUUGUCCACAGAACCUUGUUGAACUUAGCCUGUCAUCUAGCAAGGUUAAGCAACUGUGGAGAGGACAACAGGAUCUCGUCAAUUUAAAAGAUGUCAACCUCAGCAAUUGUGAACACAUAACUUCCCUGCCAGACCUUUCAACGGCCAGAAACCUUGAGAGAUUGAAUCUUCAAUUCUGUAAAAGUUUGGUUGAGUUUCCUUCAUCUGUUCAGCAUCUGGACAAGCUUGUUGAUUUAGAUUUGAGAGGCUGCAAAAGACUAAUCAAUCUUCCCAUUAAAAAACUUGAUCUUUCCGGUUGCUCAAGUAUCACGGAGUUUCCAAACGUUUCAAAUAAUUUAAAGGAGCUGUAUUUAAAUGGGACAGCAAUACGAGAGAUUCCCUCCUCAAUAGAAUGUUUGUUUGAUCUUGCUGAAUUGCACCUGCGAAACUGCAAACAAUUUGAGAUUCUUCCAAGCAGCAUCUGCAAGUUGAGAAAACUGGAGAGGCUUAAUCUCUCAGGUUGCCUCCAAUUUAGGAAUUUUCCAGAAGUUUUGGAGCCGAUGGUAUUUUUGAGAUAUCUCUAUUUAGAACAGACACGCAUAACAAAGUUGCCUUCACCGAUUGGAAAUCUGAAGGGACUUGCGUGCUUGGAAGUGGGAAACUGCAAAUAUCUAAAUGACAUCGAAUGUUUUGUUGACUUGCAACUGCCCAAGAGAUGCGUGGAUUUAGAUUGUUUGCGUAAGCUAAAUCUAGAUGGUUGCAGUCUAUCGGAAGUGCCGGACAGUCUUGAUCGUUUAUCGUCACUGGAAGUGUUAGAUCUAAGUGGAAACGAUUUUAAGACUAUACCUAUAAGCAUCAACAAACUCUUGGAGUUACAAUAUCUAGGAUUAAGGAAUUGCAAGAGACUUGAAUCAUUACCGGAGCUUCCACCACAGCUAUCAAAGUUGGAUGCAGACAAUUGCGAGAGUUUGAAUUAUCUAGAAUCAAGCUCAUCAACUGUAGUUGAGGGGAACAUUUUUGAAUUCAUUUUCAGUAAUUGCAUGAGGUUGCUUGAGACCAAUCAAAUCUUGGCGUACUCAUUAUUGAAAUUUCAACUUUAUACCAAAAGGUUAUACCAUCAGCUGUCCGAUGUUCCAGAAAGGGCAUGUAGUUUCUGCCUUCCUGGAGUUGUGACUCCGAAGUGGUUUAGCCAUCAAAGUUGGGGAUCUACAGUAACAUUCCAGUUAUCUUCAUAUUGGGCUAAUAGCAAGUUCUUAGGUUUCUCUCUUUGCGCUGUCAUUGCAUUUGAUUCUUUCAACCAUAGUUUGCAAGUUAAAUGCACAUAUCACUUCCACAAUGAGCAUGGUGAUAGUCAUGAUUUCUAUUGCUAUCUCCAUGGUUGGUAUGAUGAGAAGCUCAUUAGCUCAGAUCACAUAUUUGUGGGAUUUGAUCCCUGUUUAGAUGCCAAAAGAAAAGACAUGUUUAGUGAAUAUAAUGAGGUCUCAGUUAAAUUCCAACUGGAAGAUAUGAACGGCAAUUUCUUACCAUUAGAUCUUUGUCAAGUACUCGAGUGUGGGGUCCGUCUACUCUAUGAAGAUGGGAUACAUCAGUUUGAUUUGAUCAUGCCAGGCUUCUCUCGUUUUCAUCCUCUGGAUCGAGAUGGAUUGGAAGCAAGGUUCCAAGCCAAGAGAGCAAGGUCCCAAGGCAUGAGACGGGAUUAUUCUGUCAUGCAUAGGACCUCUGAAUUCUUGGCAUACCUUCAGGAGCCCAAUUUCUCAAAAAGGAUACCUAGCUCUUGCCUCCCUGAAGAUGUAACUCCGGAGUGGUUUAGCCAUCAAAGCUGGGGAUCUACAGUAACAUUCCAGCUAUCGGCUAAUAGCGAGUUUUUGGGUUUCUGUCUUUGCGCUGUCAUUGCAUUUUAUUCUUUCGACUUUGAGUUGCAAGUUAAAUGCACAUAUCACUUCCGCAAUGAGCACGGUGAUAGCCAUGAUCUCUAUUGCUAUCUCCAUAAUGAGUUUGAGGAGAGGCGCAUCAACUCGGAAAACAUAGUUAUGAGAUUUGAUCCCUGUUUGGUUGCCAAAGAAAAAGAUAUGUUUAGGAUAUACAGUGAGGUCUCAGUUGAAUUCCAACUAGAAGAUAUGGACGGUAAUCUCUUACCAUUAGAUCUUUGUCAAGUAGUUGAGUGUGGGGUCCGUCUACUGCAUGCGAAUGAUGGAUUGGAAGCAAUGCACCAAGCCAAGAGAGAAAGGUUCUAUGACCUUGACAUGAGAUGGGAGGAUUAUUUUGGCGUUGUUGUUCGCCGGAGAAAAAAGAGAAGGCAUAAUUAAUAUGAAACUUGGG
This is a messenger RNA of Populus euphratica (Euphrates poplar), 4819 nucleotides long. Its product is annotated as TMV resistance protein N-like. Gene Ontology annotation, biological process: defense response; signal transduction. Bases 1 to 4806 code for a protein of 1601 amino acids. Gene Ontology annotation, molecular function: ADP binding; protein binding. The record is from RefSeq and is a predicted model, not a curated record. Lineage: Eukaryota; Viridiplantae; Streptophyta; Magnoliopsida; Malpighiales; Salicaceae. The transcript has 11 exons.